UCUGUUUGAGAUGAUUGAAAAGAUGCAGGGAAGCAGGAUGGACGAACAGCGAUGCUCCUUCCCGCCACCCCUCAAAACAGAGGAGGACUAUAUUCCCUACCCGAGCGUCCACGAGGUCCUGGGGCGAGAAGGGCCCUUCCCUCUCAUCCUGCUGCCCCAGUUUGGGGGCUAUUGGAUCGAGGGCACCAACCACGAAAUCACCAGCAUCCCCGAGACAGAGCCACUGCAGUCACCCACCACCAAGGUGAAGCUGGAGUGUAACCCCACUGCCCGCGUCUACCGGAAGCACUUUCUCGGCAAGGAGCACUUCAACUACUACUCACUGGACACUGCCCUCGGCCACCUGGUCUUCUCACUCAAGUAUGAUGUCAUUGGGGAUCAAGAGCACCUGCGGCUGCUGCUCAGGACCAAGUGCCGGACAUACCACGAUGUCAUCCCCAUCUCCUGCCUCACGGAGUUCCCUAACGUGGUCCAGAUGGCAAAGCUGGUGUGUGAAGACGUCAAUGUGGAUCGAUUCUACCCUGUGCUCUACCCCAAGGCUUCCAGGCUCAUCGUCACCUUUGAUGAGCAUGUCAUCAGCAAUAACUUCAAGUUCGGAGUCAUUUAUCAGAAGCUUGGGCAGACCUCAGAGGAAGAACUCUUCAGUACCAACGAGGAGAGCCCAGCCUUCGUGGAGUUCCUGGAGUUCCUGGGUCAGAAGGUCAAACUGCAGGACUUCAAGGGGUUCCGAGGAGGCCUGGACGUGACCCAUGGGCAGACGGGGACCGAGUCUGUGUACUGCAACUUCCGCAACAAGGAGAUCAUGUUUCACGUGUCCACCAAGCUGCCCUACACAGAAGGGGACGCCCAGCAGUUGCAGCGGAAGAGACACAUCGGGAACGACAUCGUCGCUGUGGUCUUCCAGGAUGAGAACACGCCCUUUGUGCCCGACAUGAUCGCAUCCAACUUCCUGCACGCCUAUGUGGUGGUGCAGGCUGAGGGUGGGGGCCCUGAUGGCCCGCUCUAUAAGGUCUCGGUCACGGCAAGGGAUGAUGUGCCCUUCUUUGGGCCCCCCCUUCCGGACCCUGCGGUGUUUAGGAAGGGGCCUGAGUUCCAGGAAUUUUUGCUGACGAAGCUGAUCAAUGCUGAAUACGCGUGCUACAAGGCCGAGAAGUUUGCCAAACUGGAGGAGCGGACGCGCGCCGCCCUGCUAGAGACGCUCUACGAGGAGCUGCACAUCCACAGCCAGUCCAUGAUGGGCCUGGGCGGCGACGAGGACAAGAUGGAGAACGGCGGCGGCGGGGGCGGCUUCUUCGAGUCUUUCAAGCGGGUCAUCCGGAGCCGGAGCCAGUCCAUGGAUGCCAUGGGACUAAGCAACAAGAAGCCCAACACCGUGUCCACCAGCCACAGUGGGAGCUUUGCACCCAACAACCCUGACCUGGCCAAGGCUGCUGGAAUAUCACUGAUUGUCCCUGGGAAGAGCCCCACAAGGAAGAAGUCGGGCCCGUUUGGCUCCCGCCGCAGCAGCGCCAUCGGGAUCGAGAACAUCCAGGAGGUGCAGGAGAAGAGGGAGAGCCCUCCGGCUGGCCAGAAGACCCCGGACAGCGGGCACGUCUCCCAGGAGCCCAAGUCGGAGAACUCGUCCACCCAGAGCUCCCCGGAGAUGCCCACCACCAAGAACAGGGCGGAGACCGCAGCCCAGAGAGCAGACGCUCUGAAGGACUUCUCCCGCUCCUCGUCCAGCGCCAGCAGCUUCGCCAGCGUGGUGGAGGAGACGGAGGGCGGGGACGGGGAGGACACGGGCCUGGACAGCGUCUCGUCCUCAGGGACACCCCACAAGCGGGACUCGUUCCUCUACAGCACGUGGCUGGAGGACAGCGUCAGUACGACCAGCGGGGGCAGCUCCCCAGGCCCCUCACGGUCACCCCACCCAGACGCCGGCAAGUCGGGGGACCCUGCGUGUCCCGAGAUCAAGAUCCAGCUGGAAACGUCUGAGCAGCACCUGCCGCAGCUGGGCUGUUAGCCGCCCACCGGGAAGGUGCCGCUCAGCAGAUGAGGCCACAGAAGCACAAGGUGAAGACU
Messenger RNA from Urocitellus parryii (Arctic ground squirrel), 2061 nucleotides. Lineage: Eukaryota; Metazoa; Chordata; Mammalia; Rodentia; Sciuridae. The record is from RefSeq and is a predicted model, not a curated record.